Messenger RNA from Malaclemys terrapin pileata, 2088 nucleotides. RefSeq names its product inositol hexakisphosphate kinase 1 (gene IP6K1). Gene Ontology annotation, cellular component: cytoplasm; nucleus. The transcript is spliced from 7 exons. Gene Ontology annotation, biological process: inositol phosphate biosynthetic process; phosphatidylinositol phosphate biosynthetic process. Lineage: Eukaryota; Metazoa; Chordata; Testudines; Emydidae. Gene Ontology annotation, molecular function: inositol hexakisphosphate kinase activity. The record is from RefSeq and is a predicted model, not a curated record. Bases 429 to 1733 code for a protein of 434 amino acids.
UUGUUGUUGAUUGGAACAGAUCAGGAGCGGGCGAGGAGGCGCCAGGACCGAGCCGGAACCGGGGGUCCCAACGCCGCGUCCCCCGGGCGGCAGGGAGCGCCCGUCCUGGACCCAGGAGAUGCAUCCCAGAUUCCGAGGUCAGGGUGUCCAACCUGUGGCCCUCAAUGUGGCUGUACAGGGCUGCACCCUGUGACGUUUACAGUGAAGGGUUUGGAUCUGCUUCCAGUCACCGUGGCGGGCACUGCCUCCCCCCGCAGCACAAGUUACAACCCCUGCCUUGAGCAGCUUUGCUCUGAACCAAAAUACUAUUGGAACAAGACUAAUUCCUGGGAUUUCUCAGCCGUGGCUGUCUGCCCCUCGUGAAGCUGUCCCCUCCCAGCCCAUGUGGCUCUCCCCAUGCCCCGAGCGUGCAACUGGUGCCAAACGCAAUGUGUGUUUGUCAAACCAUGGAAGUGGGCAAGUAUGGCAAAAAUGCCAGUCGAGCCGGAGAGCGAGGGGUCCUGUUGGAGCCUUUCAUUCACCAGGUGGGCGGCCACAGCAGCAUGAUGCGCUACGAUGACCACACUGUUUGCAAGCCCCUCAUUUCCCGAGAACAGCGCUUCUACGAGUCCCUGCCCCCGGAAAUGAAGGAGUUCACGCCUGAGUACAAAGGUGUGGUGUCCGUCUGCUUUGAGGGAGACAGUGAUGGCUACAUUAACCUGGUAGCAUAUCCCUAUGUGGAGAGCGAGGCCUUGGAGCAGGAUGACGUGCCAGAGAGGGACCAGCCUCGGCGCAAGCACUCACGCAGGAGCCUUCACAGAUCCAGCAGUGUCGGUGAGCACAAGGAGGAGAGACUCGGCCUGGCCGGUGACAACCCUGAGAGCAGCAUCCAAGAGACAAAGAGCCCCAAGGUGGAGCUGCACAUCCAUUCCGAUGUUCCGUUUCAGAUGCUGGAUGGGAACAGCGGCCUGAGCUCGGAAAAGAUCAGCUAUAACCCAUGGAGUCUGCGCUGCCAUAAGCAGCAGCUGAGCCGCAUGCGAUCGGAGUCCAAGGACCGAAAGCUCUACAAGUUCCUUUUGCUGGAGAAUGUGGUGCACCAUUUCCGGUUUCCCUGUGUGCUUGACCUGAAGAUGGGGACCAGGCAGCAUGGAGAUGAUGCUUCUGAAGAGAAGGCUGCUCGGCAGAUGAAGAAGUGUGAACAGAGUACCUCAGCCACGCUGGGUGUGAGAGUUUGUGGAAUGCAGGUCUAUCAGCUGGACACAGGACAUUACUUAUGCAGAAAUAAGUACUACGGCCGUGGUCUCUCCAUCGAGGGGUUCCGCAAUGCCCUAUACCAAUACCUCCACAAUGGCCUAGAGCUGCGCAAGGACCUCUUUGAGCCCAUACUCGCCAAACUCCGGAGCCUGAAGGCUGUGCUGGAGAGGCAGGCAUCCUACCGCUUCUACUCCAGCUCCCUCCUCAUCAUUUACGACGGGAAGGACAAUAGGGCAGGCAUGUUCAUGGAGCGCAGGGCAGAGAUGCGCCUAAAGCGGGUGGACACCUCUCUCCCAGAGAGCCUGCAGGAUGACACCAGCACAGAGCCCAGCCCUUCUGCCCUUCCCAAGGUGGAUGUGCGCAUGAUUGACUUUGCACACAGCACAUUCAAAGGGUUUCGGGAUGAUCCCACUGUGCACGAUGGACCCGACGUGGGUUAUGUAUUCGGGCUGGAAAGCCUCAUCAACAUAAUGGAACAGAUGCGGGAGGAGAACCAGUAGGCCUGGGCUGUGCCCGUUCAUUCCUACCUGGUGGCGGGAGCAGGAAAAAGCAAACAACUUUGGUAUUCAAUGGUUCGCUCGCUCCCUUGUUUAUAACUGUCCCCUGGGCUGGAAGAGCUGUGUGAGGAGUGUGAAGAUCUCUGCCGUCCUGCCCGUGUGGUUUUGACUGCACUGGCCUGACCUUCUGGAGGAGGCUCCCAGGGCCCCACUGGGUGUGCUGCUGUUGUGCAUCAAUCUCUUCAUUCUGUAUGCAUUCUGGAAGGAGGACCUGGCCACAGGGAAGGGAAGAGUAAGCCAGCCCUUCAUGGUGGAGAUGGGGGUUCUGACUGGAAUUGCACUGCUUCUGCUCCCCAGA